GGUCAACCAGCAAAUGAAGAAGUGGAGGAAAGGGAAAUAACACAGACUGACCAUUUAAAUAAGAGCUUACUGGGCGAAUUUCUCGACCGGAUAAACGGACCAGGCCCGUCGCCAGAACUUCCUCAGGUUGAACCGGUGGAUGACGAAGGUUGGGAGGAAGAGAGCGAAGAGACGGAGAAAGAUAAGUGAAGCAUGACCGGAAGGGCACCUGUUAUCGUUGGGAUAUCUGGGGUAACAAAUAGUGGGAAGACGUCCCUGACCAACAGACUCCGAGCUCAUCUGCCGGGAUGUCGUACGAUGUGUCAAGACUCAUAUUUCCUAAGCCCCUCGGAUUCUCGCCUGACCCCAAUACCAGAACUAAACAAUUACAACUUUGAGGAACUGAAUGCCCUUAACAUGGAAGCAAUGGUAGCAGAUGUCCAGUCCUGGAAAAAUGCUCAAAGUAACUCCACUCCAACGGUAUCCACCCCUAAUGAUCUGUAUAGCAAUGUACUAAUUAUCGAGGGAUUCAGGAUGUAUGCCUUGAGGGAAUUGGAGCAGCUCUUCAUGAAGAAAUACUUUUUUACCAUUCCAUAUGAAGUGUGUAGAGUCAGAAGGAGAAGACGACAGUAUUUCCCCCCAGAUGCGCCAGGAUAUUUUGAGAAAAUAGUUUGGCCCGAGUUUAUUCUUCACCAAAGAGAAAUACAGGAACAAGAUGAUAUAGGUAAAAUUCGUACUCAAAACCAUAGACUAUAA
Messenger RNA from Saccostrea echinata, 735 nucleotides. Its product is annotated as nicotinamide riboside kinase 1-like. The transcript is spliced from 6 exons. Gene Ontology annotation, cellular component: cytoplasm. Bases 193 to 735 code for a protein of 180 amino acids. The record is from RefSeq and is a predicted model, not a curated record. Lineage: Eukaryota; Metazoa; Mollusca; Bivalvia; Ostreida; Ostreidae.